UCUUGUACUGACUUCUACAGUUGAAAUCUGAGAGUAGGCUCCAAUCUGCGUUUCUUUGAAGUUUUACUUUCCAAAUUCUAUAAACCCCAAAUGUGAAGACUCAGUGUACCUGGACACAAUCUGGAAUGCCUAGAUCACUCUGCUUUAGACCCUCUAUCUUCUUGACCUUUUCAAUUCCAGAGCAUUUUCUCGCCAAAACCUUUAGAAGGGCAAUUUCUCAUUACCCUUCUCCCAUGGCCACCUUAUCGACCACAGAGAAAGAUGCCGUUUCCGGUCAGAGCCAGUCGACGCAGAAGACUCAGCAGCCAUUGCAAGUGGCAAAACGUCUGGAGAAGUUCAAAACUACAAUUUUCACGCAAAUGAGUUCACUUGCCAUCAAACACGGUGCAAUAAAUCUUGGUCAAGGCUUUCCCAAUUUUGAUGGUCCAGAUUUUGUUAAAGAAGCAGCUAUUCAAGCCAUAAGGGAUGCAAAGAAUCAAUAUGCUCGUGGAUAUGGGGUUCCAGAUUUCAACUCUGCAAUUGCUGCCCGGUUCAAGAAAGAUACUGGGCUUGUGGUGGAUCCUGAGAAAGAAGUUACUGUCACCUCUGGGUGUACUGAAGCCAUUGCUGCAACUAUGCUAGGCUUGAUAAAUCCUGGUGAAGAAGUGAUCCUAUUUGCUCCGUUCUAUGAUUCGUAUGAAGCCACGCUAUCUAUGGCUGGUGCCAAAAUCAAAUGCAUUACUUUGCAGCCCCCAGAUUUUGCUGUUCCCAUUGAGGAGCUUAAGUCCAUCAUAUCAAAGAAUACUCGUGCAAUUCUUAUCAACACACCACACAAUCCCACUGGGAAGAUGUUUACUAGGGAGGAGCUGAGCACUAUUGCAUCACUUUGCAUUGAGAAUGAUGUUCUGGUUUUUGCUGAUGAAGUUUAUGAUAAGUUGGCCUUUGAAAUGGAUCACAUAUCUAUGGCCUCUCUGCCUGGAAUGUAUGAGCGGACAGUAACUAUGAAUUCAUUAGGGAAGACAUUCUCGUUAACUGGGUGGAAGAUUGGCUGGGCAAUUGCUCCUCCACACCUGACAUGGGGAGUGCGGCAGGCACACUCGUUCUUAACUUUUGCUACCUCCACUCCAAUGCAGUGGGCAGCUGCAGUGGCCCUUAGAGCUCCAGAUUCUUACUAUGUAGAGCUAAAAAGGGACUAUAUGGAAAAGAAGGCAAUUUUAGUGGAGGGAUUGAAGGCUGUUGGUUUCAAAGUUUUCCCAUCAAGUGGGACUUACUUCGUUAUUGUUGAUCACACCCCAUUUGGCCAGGAAAACGAUAUUGCAUUUUGCGAAUAUCUGAUCAAGGAAGUUGGAGUGGUAGCAAUCCCAACCAGUGUAUUUUAUUUAAACCCAGAAGAUGGGAAGAAUUUGGUGAGAUUCACCUUCUGCAAAGACGAAGAAACUUUGAGGGCUGCAGUAGAGAGGAUGAAAGAGAAACUGAAGAGAAAUUGAUCCUGUUUAUAUGCGUCAAUUUCUAAGAACUCAAACAGGCAUGGAAUAUAUCGGUAUUGUAAUAUAAACAUCUCCUUUAGAAGGUAAAUUGUAUCCUUCUGCAAUAAUUGGAAGGCUAAUUGCUUGUUUAUUACAGCAUUUAGUGGAAUAAACAUCAAAUUGCUCUA
This is a messenger RNA of Manihot esculenta (cassava), 1633 nucleotides long. Its product is annotated as probable N-succinyldiaminopimelate aminotransferase DapC. Lineage: Eukaryota; Viridiplantae; Streptophyta; Magnoliopsida; Malpighiales; Euphorbiaceae. Bases 126 to 1466 code for a protein of 446 amino acids. Gene Ontology annotation, cellular component: cytoplasm. The record is from RefSeq and is a predicted model, not a curated record. Gene Ontology annotation, molecular function: L-kynurenine:2-oxoglutarate transaminase activity; pyridoxal phosphate binding. Gene Ontology annotation, biological process: biosynthetic process. The transcript has 2 exons.